Messenger RNA from Penaeus indicus, 5958 nucleotides. RefSeq lists its product as uncharacterized. The coding region runs from base 509 to 5632 and encodes 1707 amino acids. The transcript has 6 exons. The record is from RefSeq and is a predicted model, not a curated record. Gene Ontology annotation, biological process: adenylate cyclase-activating G protein-coupled receptor signaling pathway; cell surface receptor signaling pathway. Gene Ontology annotation, cellular component: plasma membrane. Lineage: Eukaryota; Metazoa; Arthropoda; Malacostraca; Decapoda; Penaeidae. Gene Ontology annotation, molecular function: G protein-coupled receptor activity.
GAGAGUUGCCACUCUCUUCGCCGCGUGUGCGCCUGGACAAAGUUGUCAACCCCCAAGAACGCCCAUGAUUCACGCGUGGGCGCGCGCAGACGUGAGAGUGCCCUGGUCAGCGCGCGACACGCAAUGUCCCGCGCGCACUGAUGCCCAAGCGCAUCUGAGACUCUCGCAGGCGCCAGUGUCCUGUGGUUUCUGUUCCCGAUUAAUCUAACUAGCGGUGCACUUAUAACCAUGCCAGUGACUAAAUACAGAACGAGCACCAGAUGAAAGCAAAACUAAAUGGACAAGUAACUUUUAUGUGAAGAAAAUGAAAUAGUUUGUUUCGUGGAACCUCCGUGAGUGACUCGUUGGUCAUUAUUCCCCGGCUUCACUCAGCAGCAGCGCCUUCCCUUCCUUCGUGCACCUGUGAGCAACGAUAUCGCCAUCAACGCCAACGUGACGACGCGCCCAUGACAUUAGCAUAAACAAUUCAGUUCUUAAAAAAUACAUACAUACGUUUCUCAUUCUGUAUAUGAUGACGGCGUUUCUCCGUCGUCUUGCUGUGGCUUGUGGGGCCCUUCUGCUGGCCUCUCCGGCGGCGAUUUGGGCGCAGACGAAGUCCUUAUUUCCCGCCGAAGAGCCGACCCCGCCGGAGCCCCUCCCCAGCUGCAACGUGGCCGUCCUUGGAGACUGCCUCAUGCCCGGCCCGCGGCCAAUGUCGUGGGAGGCGGCGCAUGGUUACUGCCGCAGCGAAGGCGGGUUCCUGCUGAAGCGUGACGAGCUCGGCCACUUCGACCACCUGUGGACGUCGCGCUACCAGACGCCGCUGCAGAAGAACCUGACGAUGCCCGUGAGCGUCCUGAGCUGGCCGGCCCUCAACAGCACCUGGGUGGGGGGGGAGGCGACGCUCGAGGAUCUCACCUGGACGGCCCUCGCUCUCCACGGCGGCCACUACCAGUGGCUGGCGCGCGUCCCUGCUCAUUCGGCAGAACUUGAUUUCUUCAUCGAGUGGGAAGAGCGGCCCCUACCAACGGCCCGGGACUGCGCCGCCUUCAACCUCACGGCGAAUCGGUUCCGUCUGCUGGCUUGCGAUCGGGAACUGCGAUUCUUCUGCAUUCUACGUCGCUCUUCCGAGUCUCCAGACAUGGUCCUCGGGGAUGAGGUGGAGCUUCGAGUGACCGCCAGCGUCAAGAGCAAUCAUGAUUGGGUUGAAGUUAGUGAUAAUGAUGAGCUGGUCGAACUGUCCCUAACCUGCACCGCCCACGACGCCAGAACGGGAGCUCCUCUGGCCAAGGAUCUGCCUGUAUUCUGGAGCAAGGAUAAUGUGUAUGUGUACGACCACAGCAAAAAAAUCUUCCUGGGCCAUACUCACGACCCCUCCAAGUCGAAUGUACUGCCCUGGGGUUUGACAAACAAUACCUCCAUCCAACAAGGGACUUACUGGUGCGAGACUUGGCUCCCCAGAUCUACGACCAGACUAGUGAGCAAUAAGGUCUUGGUUACUAUGAAAUCGUGGACUGUCCUGAUUCUUUCUGUAUAUCGCCAAGGAAAAGUUACAGUUGAUCUCGACUCUCUCACUUUAAAUAUGAGCGCAGCUGUACAUUCCCUACUGCCUAACAUAAACAGUUCCAUUGUAGAUCUAAUAUUCGUAGAAGAAAGUGCACCACAAGCAUCAUCCACAAGGCUUGUCGAAUAUCGCUUCCAAGUACAUUUAUUUGAGAGUGUGGAAAGACUGUUUAAAAACAACAGCCUCGGUCUCCUUUUGAGAGACAACGACUACCUGAGAAUUUCCACUGCAGCUCUGGCAACAUGCUGUUUAGAGGAAACGAGGCCGACCAAGUGGAAUGGUCAAGUCAUUUGGCCAUUUACGAAGGCAGGAAACACCCGACCUUCUAGCAUGAGGUGUGAGGUGGGAGACAAAUUACUACCGGGCAUAUGUCGCUGGAAUUACACCCACGGUGGUUCCCUUGAAUUUGAUGCCUCUGACUGUGACAGAUUUGAUGCCUGUCCUCGAGGCUACUACCGCAUCUCCAAUGACCUGUGCGUCUCCUUUACAUCUCCAGGCGACUGGGAAUCAGGGCUUGCUGAGGCAUACAAGACUGGCCAUGAGAUAAGUAUAUUGGAUUCAUGGUCAUUUCAUAAUUCUGGAAAUCAGGAAGAAACAACUAUAUAUAAUCUGAUGAAAGAAGUAAUGAGGGAGUAUGUUGGCCAUUCUGUACUCUGGCUUCCGGUAAGAAGAUUAGUACCUCGAGGUCCUUUGGCGUUUGUUGGUCCUGGAUCUUCCUACUUUCCUUACAAAGACUAUCGGGGAUCGCCUCUCUUCAACAUAUCUUGGGCAAAGGAUCAUCCAGACAACAGGCACAACUGCUUGGCUCUUGAUGUUGAAACGAACAAUCUGUACACACUAAGCUGUGACACAAAGAACCCAUUCGUUUCCAUUGUUAAUAUUUCUGGACUUCUGCAAAUACCACAUUAUAAUUGGGAGGAUAGAGUACCAGAGCUAAUAACUGGAAGCUCAGCAUGUCCUAUGGGAUGGGUAACGACUACAUGGAAAGGCGACGCUUUGGUCUGUUUCAAAGUGUAUAUCAACAAAGGAAACUACACCUGGUCAGAAGCAAAGAGUUUUUGCAAAAAUAACGAUGCUGAACUGCCUUCACCAGGUGUUGGGUUCUUGGAUUGGGCUUACAGACAAUAUCUACAUAAUUAUGGCGUGGAUGCUGUUUGGAUGACCACAGAAAGGCCCUUAUGGCUGUCAAACGACAAUGACCUUGCUAUGGAUGUAGUCAACUGGCUGCCAAACACUAACUAUAGUCUGAGUCACCCUGUACUUACUCAUCAUGGCUGGGAUCGAGAGGGAGAGGGGAAAACAAAAUCGGCUGUCUUGUGCCAGAAGAAAGGUCUAGAGAUGACAAGCAGGGAGAUACAAUUACGCAAAGAGGGAGACAUUUGCACUGAUAAUGAAGAAAUGCUUCGUGAUUCAAUUUUGCCACAAUGUUUUGCCAAUGGUAGAGAAAUCAAAGUGAAGAGAGCAGGUAAACCUGGAUGUACUUAUUCAAUUCCCAUAACUGUGCAAGGCUAUUAUCAGUGUCAACAGUGGGUGACAAAGCCUUACCAGUUAGUGAAAUCUAAUAUUUUAUUGCAUCGCAAGAAAAAGAGUUUAACAUUUGCUGUACGUAUGUCAGAGGAAAGGCCAUACAUUCCUGCAAUACAUGACAAUACAUUUAGAUAUAUAACACAGCAGGAGGAAGGUUUUGGCAGUUGUUCUUCAGAAUUUGUUAAGAAGUUCGAAGAAGUGUAUGUGAGCAAUGGAUUGGCUACCAUGAAAACAUUGAUAGACAACUACAGUAUUUUCCCUGGUAAGCAGAAUCGUGGAAUAAUGUACAAUUUUCAUCUCUGUUUGCAAUUCUCAGGCAAGAAGGAAAAUGAAAGAAAAGUCUUUCAGUUAUUCGAUUUGCUAGCAAGCACUUCUGAGCUCUCUUCCGGCUGUGUAGUACAGAGUGUCAGGAGUACCACAAAAUGCUUCAGCGAAAGCACAAUUGACGGCGGCAUCGAAGAGAGGAACCUAACCUGGCCAAACACAGCUGAGGGCGUUAUUGCUCUGCCAAAAGAGCUCUGCAUCACUGAAGAAGGCGAGCCUGUGACCCGGGAAUGCCUCGGGAGUUUCCUCACCGGGUAUUACUGGGGGCCUCCUUCCAGCAGCUGCAUGGGAGAACCGACGAACAAGACGAAGCAGCUUUGGGAAAUCAACAACAAUGCAACUGUUGAGAAAGCUAAUAUUCCCACGACUCUGUCCAGUAUCACUCAGAAUGGUUCUACUCUUCAGCCUGUUGACAUUCACUUUGUUGCUACAAGCUUCAAGGCUCUUUCUGAAGAGACCGAAAAACUGGAUGAACUUGAUCUAGAAGAAAUUGUACAGACUAUUAACAACGUGAUGGAAGCUAAAGAUGAAACAUUUGAACCAGUUCAAAAGAAGCUGUUAUCCUCAAGUAUCUUAUAUGAAGCCUUUGAAGAAAUGACCUUCAAAGUUCAGUUACCAGAAGCCAAAGGGGAUCAGAAAGUAAAUGCCUCAAGAAAACUAAUAACUGUUGAGCGGUUCGACCUUGAAGUGAAUAGUACCAUCAUUGGGUUCGAAUCUCGGAAUGGGGGAGCGGUUGAAACGACCAUCGAAAAGGGCGUCAGGACAGACCACGCUGACACCGACGUGGCCAUCAUCCUUCCCGAGAAUCUCACAUACAAGGUGGCUACGUUGCAUGUAAGCAAGCGAGCCAAGAUACGUUCUGAAAGCAAAAUUCAACUUGCUUUUGCUGUUUUUAAAAAUGCAAAGCUGUUCCAAGACCGGGUCUCCUUUCCAAAUUACACUGUUAGUAGUCCUGUCAUUCAAGCUACAUACAGGGGUGAGGUUGUGAAAAAUCUGGAGGAACCGGUCACACUGAUCUUCAAGCCUCCUAAACACGGAAGGGAGAACACCAAAUGCGUGUUCUGGGACUUCAACAAAAACGGCGGGAGAGGAGGAUGGUCUACUCAAGGCUGCUGGAAGGGGGAAAGUAGAGGAAACCAUGAUGUGUGUCACUGCAACCACCUCACGUGUUUUGCACAGCUCAUGAAUUAUAACAGUGACGACUUUGACGGCAACCAUGCUUUGGCCCUGGACAUCAUCACGGUCAUAGGAUGCUGUCUUUCGAUCGGCGGGCUGCUGCUUGUAUUCACAACAUUCUUCCUCUUCAAAAAGUGGCGGAGACCUCUCGAUAACAAGAUUCUAGUCAACCUCUCCUUUUCAGUUUUCUGCAGCAUUGUCAUCUUCCUGGCCGGCAUCAACCAGACGUGGAACAAAAUCCUCUGCAGGAGUAUUGCCGUUGCUCUCCACUACUUCAUUCUUGCGUCAUUCGGCUGGAUGCUGGUGGAAGCCGUCCACCAGUACCUCAAAUUCGUGAAGGUUGUGGGCACAUACAUCCCCAGGUUCAUGUGGAAGGCCUCGGUGAGUGCCUGGGGCGUGCCCGUUGUCCCUAUCAUUGUCGUCCUGGUGUGCGACAGCAGCCUUUAUGACAACGGGGACGAAUUGUAUUCAGAGUCAAAGAUCUGCUGGAUGUCAAGAGACGGAUUCCUCUACGCUUUCCUCCCUCCUUUAGUCCUGACGAUGGUCAUCAACAUCAUAAUGUUUAGCCUCAUCCUCUACGGAGCCGUGUGCGGCCGCGCGCGGGUCAACUCCACCAUGUCCGAGAGGUCGCUGUUCAUCAGCCAGCUUCGUAUGGCCAUCUGUGUGUUCGUUCUCCUCGGCUUCACGUGGAUAUUCGGAAUCCUCGCGAUAUGGAAGGGUCGCCUCUUAUUCUCUUACCUCUUCUGCAUCUUCAAUACUCUGCAGGGCUUCUUCAUCUUCAUCUUCCACGUGUACAGAGGCAGGAGCGCCAGGAGACUCUGGGGCGACUUCCUCUCUGUUAUCAGCAAGAGUCCAUCGUCGACGGAGCCUUCGAACUCCAACAACGCUCACGUUUCCAUGCAGUACCGAGGUCACCUGGACAGCGUGACCUAUAACCACGGCGGAGGGAUCCUCGUCAUCCCGCAGAAGCCGACAGUACAGAUGUCCACGAGGGGAAUGAGCAUAAAAUCGAUGGGCACGACGUCGUCCCUCCUUCACUCGAGAACAAGCUACACCCCAUAGAGACGUUUUCAUUGACUCAUUAUAUCCCAUUAUUCUCCACGCCAUGUUUUUUCUCUCCUUUUCCCCUCUCCCCCCCCUCCUCUCUCUCUCUCUCUCUCUCUCUCUCUCUCUCUCUCUCUCUCUCUCUCUCUCUCUCUCUCUCUCUCUCUCUCGCUAGUCAUUUUCCCCACAGAUAUUACGGCAAGCAUUUAUCCGUCAUUUACAAAAGCAUUCAUACAAAAUCACCAGUGAGGUACAUGUAUAUAUAUCAUAUGUAAAAAGAAUCACUUAGGAUUAGGUAUUUGUAAGAUAGAUUUUAUUUAAGAGUAUAAAGAAAAAAAAUCAAA